Messenger RNA from Boleophthalmus pectinirostris (great blue-spotted mudskipper), 1443 nucleotides. RefSeq names its product glutathione synthetase-like. Gene Ontology annotation, molecular function: glutathione binding; ATP binding; glutathione synthase activity. The transcript is spliced from 13 exons. Gene Ontology annotation, biological process: glutathione biosynthetic process. The coding region runs from base 1 to 1443 and encodes 480 amino acids. Lineage: Eukaryota; Metazoa; Chordata; Actinopteri; Gobiiformes; Gobiidae. Gene Ontology annotation, cellular component: cytosol. The record is from RefSeq and is a predicted model, not a curated record.
AUGAGCAGAGAGGAACAUCCACACACGUCCAGGUCGGGCUCUGGUCCGUUUGAUGCUCUGCUCAGAGACGAGGCUCUGCUGCACCCCCUGCUGGACUUUGCUCGAGACGCCGCCUGUUUACGAGGAAUUCUGCUGAAACCUCCAGACGCCGCCAAACCUGUGACCCACAUGCCCUUCACCCUGGUGCCCACCCCGGUGUCCAGGGCUUUGUACCUUCAGGCGCUGCAGGUCCAGACGUUCUUCAACACGUUGGUGGAUCGGGUCAGUCAGGACCAGGAGUUCCUGGAGGAGGCUCUGUCCAGCACCGUAGAAGUGGACGACUUCACCGCACGACUGUUCCACAUCUACAAACAGAUCCAGAGAGAAGGACGAGCCCCGUCCAUUGUCUUGGGUCUGACUCGUUGUGACUACAUGUUAGAUCGGGGCUCGUCUCUGAAGCAGGUGGAGAUCAACACGUUUGCUGCGGGGAUGGGAGAAUUUACUGAACCUCUGGUGGAAGUUUACAGAGAUGUUCUGAGAUUCGCCGGACGCCCAAAGCAGAGUGAGCAGCUUCAACACGAGCUCCCUUCCACUGGACACGCCGCCGCCGCCGCCGUCGCCAAGGCCUGGGAGCUCUACGGGUCACACAGAGCUGUGGUGCUGCUGGUCGUCUUACCCUCUGACUUCUACCGAUUUGGCCAACGCUGCCUGGAGGUGGAGCUGCCGAAAUGGAACAUCUCGGUGAUGCGUCGUUCUCUGGACGAGGUCUCUGCCUCGGUGUUCCUGGACAAAGAUGACAGACUGUUUGUAGAAGGACGAGAGAUCGCAGUGGUUUAUUUCCGUUACGGCUACGCCCCCGAGCACUACACCGAACAGCUGUGGGACGUGCGUCUCCUGCUGGAGCAGUCUCGUGCGGUGAAGUGUCCAGACGUGGGGACACAUUUGGCCGGGACAAAGAAGGUGCAGCAGGUUCUGAGCGAGGCCGGAGUCCUGGAGAGGUUCUUCCCACAGCACCAACGUGUGGUGGAGCAGAUCAGAGCCACGUUCACCGGACUCUACUCCCUCGACCCGGGUGCAGAGGGAGAUCGGGUCAUGGAUUUGGCUUUAGCAGCUCCAGAAAGAUUUGUCCUGAAACCUCAGAGAGAAGGAGGAGGAAACAACUUCUUUGGGUCAGAUAUCCGUCGUGUUCUGAGCGCGGCCGGAGGAAAAGACCGGAGGGCUUUUAUUCUCAUGGACAAGAUCCAGGCCACGUCCACCCCCAACAUCCUGGUGUCAGGAGAGCACCCCCCUGUGGUCACGGAGUGCACGUGCGAGCUGGGCGUGGCAGGAGCCUACGUCAGACGGGGCUCCGAGAUUCUGUCCAAUCAGGUGGUCGGCGUCCUGCUCAGAUCUAAGAUGGCGGCGGCGGCAGAGGGUGGAGUCUCCUCAGGGGGAGGAGCCAUCAGCGCCCCCUUCCUCCUCUGA